Messenger RNA from Micropterus dolomieu (smallmouth bass), 3071 nucleotides. RefSeq names its product myosin heavy chain, fast skeletal muscle-like. Gene Ontology annotation, cellular component: vesicle; cytoplasm; actin cytoskeleton. Gene Ontology annotation, molecular function: actin filament binding; ATP binding; microfilament motor activity. Lineage: Eukaryota; Metazoa; Chordata; Actinopteri; Centrarchiformes; Centrarchidae. Gene Ontology annotation, biological process: vesicle transport along actin filament; actin filament organization. The transcript is spliced from 19 exons. Bases 887 to 2950 code for a protein of 687 amino acids. The record is from RefSeq and is a predicted model, not a curated record.
UUUAUUAAUUAUUCAUCCCCAGACUGAGUUUAACCUUCAAAUGUUUAUUAAAGAUGAAUAUUAUUGUUUAAUUAACAUGUGUUGACAACUGUCUUAUAUCAGUGUCAUUUAAGGGUGAACUAUUUUAUAUCAGAAAUGUCAAAUGUGCAAGUGUCCUGCAAUUUAAUACGAAUGGACUUCGGAAGACUUUCCAGAACAACCCCCAAAGCUGCCAAUGAAUAAUAAAAAAAAGAUGGUCCUUGUUCACAACAUGUUUCAACUUUGAUGUCUUUUAAAUCAAGAACUAUAAUUACUGGAAUCAUAAACAAACCAUAUUCUGCACUAUUAAAUCAAGGAUACAAUUUUGCCAUCACUUUCUUGCCUGCAUUUGGAGGCAGAAGUGGAGCAACAUUUAGAGCAGCAAGUUUGUAACUAACUAAAAUAAUCUAGGGAAGAAAUGCAUAAGCACCUCCUUCUUUCUCUCUAAAUAAUCUGACAUUUAUGGGUCCUUAAGAAGUCCCUUAAACCUUUUUUUGGUUUACUGGAAUGUCUUUAUGUUUGAACAAAGCAACUUGUGUUCGAGUACAUUUCAGCAAUUCUUUGUUUUAAAUUUAAACAACCACAUUGUGUUGGUCACAUCCAAAGUUGCAAUCAAAUUAAAUCAAAUAAACCGGUAUAACAUCAUAAUGUAUGCUGUUUUAUUUGUGAUUAUAGUUAAAACUAAGAGAUGUGAAACAUGCAUACCACCUCCUUAAACACCACUGACACAAAAUAAGCAACAGAAAGAAUAGAAGCCAUGACCAUAUACCGAGUGUGCUGACCAGUCACUCCCACCCUCUAUAAAAGAGGCAGCUCUGGACUUCAUGAACUGAUAACCUCCCAACACAGGCUCCACUGAACUGCCACCAUGAGCACAGACGCAGAGAUGGAGCAGUAUGGCCCAGCGGCCGUAUACCUCCGAAAACCAGAGAGGGAGAGGAUUGAGGCACAAGCCAGUCCUUUUGAUGCCAAAACUGCGGUCUUUGUGGCUGAUGCAGACGAGAUGUACCUCAAGGGUAAACUUGUGAAGAAAGAAGGUGGCAAAGCCACGGUUGACACAGACAGUGGAAAGACGGUCACUGUAAAAGAGGACGACAUCCAUCCGAGGAAUCCCCCAAAGUAUGACAAAAUUGAGGACAUGGUCAUGAUGACCCACCUCAAUGAGCCUUGUGUGUUGUAUAACCUCAAAGAGCGUUAUGCCUCAUGGAUGAUGUACACCUACUCUGGGUUGUUCUGCGUUGUCGUGAAUCCCUACAAGUGGCUUCCUGUGUAUGAUGCUGUAGUUGUGGGAGCAUACAGAGGAAAGAAGAGGAUUGAGGCACCACCCCACAUCUUCUCCAUCUCUGACAAUGCCUAUCAGUUCAUGCAAAUUGAUCGUGAGAAUCAGUCUGUCCUGAUUACUGGAGAAUCCGGUGCAGGAAAGACUGUCAACACCAAGUGUGUCAUCCAGUACUUUGCAACAAUUGCAGCUAUUGGAGCUAAGAAGGCUGAGCCAGUAGCUGGCAAAAUGCAGGGGUCCCUUGAGGACCAAAUCGUUGCAGCCAACCCUCUACUAGAGUCCUAUGGUAAUGCCAAGACUGUGAGGAACGACAACUCCUCUCGUUUUGGUAAAUUCAUCAGGAUCCACUUUGGCACGACUGGCAAGCUGGCAUCAGCUGAUAUUGAAACAUAUCUGCUGGAGAAGUCCCGUGUCACCUACCAGUUGUCUGCUGAGAGGAGUUACCAUAUCUUUUAUCAGCUGAUGACUGGCCACAAGCCUGAGAUCGUGGAGGCUCUUCUGAUCACCACCAAUCCCUAUGACUACCCAAUGAUCAGUAUGGGUCAAAUCACUGUCAAAAGCAUUGAUGAUACGGAGGAGUUCAUUGCAACAGAUGCAGCAAUUGAUAUCUUGGGGUUCAAUGCUGAUGAGAAAUUGGGCAUCUUCAAGCUGACUGGAGCUGUGAUGCAUCAUGGUAACAUUAAAUUCAAGCAGAAGCAGCGUGAGGAGCAGGCUGAACCUGAUGGCACUGAUGUGGCUGAUAAAAUCGCUUACCUCAUGGGCCUGAACUCAGCUGACAUGCUGAAAGCUCUGUGCUACCCAAGAGUCAAGGUCGGAAAUGAGAUGGUGACCAAAGGUCAAACUGUGCCACAGGUCAACAAUUCUGUCGGUGCUCUGUGUAAGUCUGUCUAUGAGAAAAUGUUCUUGUGGAUGGUUAUCCGUAUCAAUGAGAUGCUGGAUACAAAGCAGGCAAGACAGUACUACAUUGGAGUGUUGGAUAUCGCUGGAUUUGAGAUCUUUGAUUACAACAGCUUGGAGCAACUCUGCAUCAACUUCACCAAUGAGAAACUGCAACAGUUUUUCAACCACACUAUGUUUGUUCUGGAGCAAGAGGAGUACAAGAAAGAAGGCAUUGAGUGGGAGUUCAUUGACUUCGGUAUGGAUUUGGCUUCCUGCAUCGAGCUUAUCGAGAAGCCACUGGGAAUCUUCUCCAUCCUUGAAGAGGAGUGCAUGUUCCCCAAGGCCUCUGACACAACUUUCAAGAACAAGCUGCAUGAUCAGCAUCUUGGCAAGACCAAGGCCUUUGAGAAGCCAAAGCCUGGAAAGGGCAAAGCUGAGGCUCACUUUGCACUGGUUCACUAUGCUGGUACAGUGGACUACAAUAUCACUGGCUGGCUGGACAAGAACAAGGACCCACUGAAUGAGUCAGUUAUUCAGCUCUACCAGAAAGCUUCAAACAAACUGCUGGCCUUCCUGUAUGCAUCCCAUGGUGCAGCUGAUGAGGCCGCUGCUGGGGGCAAGAAGGGUGGCAAGAAGAAGGGUGGUGCCUUCCAGACCGUGUCUGCUGUUUUCAGAGAGAACUUGGGCAAACUGAUGACCAACUUGAGGAGCACUCACCCUCAUUUUGUCCGUUGCCUGAUUCCUAAUGAAUCAAAGACACCUGCUGAGAUGUAACGGUGUGCUGGAAGGCAUCAGAAUCUGCAGAAAGGGCUUCCCCAGCAGAAUCAUCUACGGUGACUUCAAGCAGAGAUACAAAGUAUUGAAUGCCAGUGUGAUCCCUGAGGGACAGUUCAUU